ACUCAUCACUUUGGAGGUGGCUUUUUGAGAGGAUAUACUAGGGAUUUCCAAGGAACACAAUGGCAUAAAAAUGCAGUGUUCUUCUCACUUUCGAGGGGUGGCUGGAAGGGAGGGAGGAGAUGGGUUAAACCACGUGAAUCAAAGUUGUUAGAAAAUAAGAAAGACAUGCAUGUCAAAUUUGUGUAAUGGGGGAAAGUUCGAUAGAUGAAAUGAGCUGCAUUUUUUUAACCUGUCACCUAAAGUCAUUUCUCAUCAAUUUUGACAUGUCAUGAAGUCUCCAACUCCAGCUUUUUGAACUCUUACGGAAAGCAGAAUAAUUUCUGUCCUCACAGGUUUACUUAAGGAGAAGGGCUUUCCUACCUGAAGUCAGCUCAGUCAAUGGCUUCCACUUUCACUUUAGUUCUCUUCACUUUUCUCAUCGCACUUCUAGACUCCCUAUCUGUUGAAGCCAAAGUUUUCAUGAUUCUAAUGGAUGAGGAAAGUGUUCUCUCUUUCCAAUCCAAGCAAACAAAGCCCAGGAUUGAGGAAGAGGCUAUGGCGUACAAAGAGAGUUUGAGUACUAGACAUGACUUGUUUUUGGAAUCUCUCCUCCAGAAGGGCACCUACACCAAACUCUACAGCUAUACUUACUUGCUUAAUGGGGUUGCUGUUCAUGUCGAGUCGGAGGAGGUUUUCAGCAUUCUGAAGAAUGCAGCAGGAGUCAGAGCCAUACAUGAAGAUGUCAAAAUGGAAAAACUUACAACAUAUACGCCUGACUUUCUGGGGAUUCCUGCUGGUGUUUGGCCAGUUUUAGGAGGAGCAAAGAGUUCUGGUGAGGGGGUAGUAAUCGGUUUGAUUGACACUGGAAUAAAUCCUUACCAUCCUAGUUUCGCAAAUAAUUCGUCCUUGGGAUCUUUAAAUAGUACCAAAUUCAGAGGAAAAUGUACCACUGGAAAGAAGUUCCCUCCAUCAGCAUGCAAUGGGAAAAUAGUAGCAGCACAUUAUUUUGCUCGUGCUGCGAUUAAUGCUGGUGAUUUCAAUGCCACACGGGAUUUUGCGUCCCCCUUUGAUGCUGAUGGUCAUGGAAGCCACACAGCAUCUACCGCAGCUGGAAACCACCAAAUACCAGUGAUUGCCAAUGGCUUCAACUACGGAUAUGCAAGUGGCAUGGCUCCUGGAGCAAGUAGGAUUGCUGUGUACAAAGCUCUGUAUACAUUCGGAGGCUAUAUGUCAGAUGUUGUAGCUGCUGUUGAUCAGGCUGUCGAAGAUGGAGUUGAUAUACUAAGCCUCUCAAUAGGGCCUUCUAGUGUUCCUCCUGGUCCUUCUGCCUUCCUCAAUGUGCUAGAAAUGGAGCUUUUAUUUGCUACAAAAGCUGGCAUUCUUGUUGUUCAAGCAGCUGGCAAUGGAGGCCCUUCUUCCAGUUCAGUCCUUUCUUUUAGCCCCUGGAUCACCAGUGUUGCUGCCUCCAUCACUGAUCGCAAGUAUAACAAUACAAUCAUCCUAGGCAAUGGACAAAGCUUCUCUGGCACUGGCCUUGCCCCCUCAACGGCAGGAGAAGCACCCUUCCCAAUAGCUGCAGCAGUUGAUGUCUCACAUGGGAACAUCACCAAUAUAGUAGAAGUUGAAAGCUGUCAACAUCCAGUAUACUUCAUCAAAUCGUUGGUCCGGGAAAAGCUAAUCAUUUGCACAUAUACCUUUGAAUAUGAGGAUGUAAACAUAGCAACUGUUGAAGACACCAUAAAAAAGAUUGGGGCAGCAGGUUUUAUAAUCACAAUGGACCCUGACAUUGGUUCUGAGCAGAUCAAGGGUACCACAAUGACCAUGCAAGUCCCUGCGAUAAUCCUGAACAACAUGCAAGCUUCCUCGGCAUUAUGGGAGUAUUAUAACUCUAAUACAAUCAGGAGCAGGAGUGGACAAGCUGUGGUUUUUGCUGCAAGAGCAAGAAUAUUGGAUGGAAGGCAAGCAUUAUUUACCGCACAGGCACCAAUAGUUGCAUCCUAUUCCUCUAGAGGUCCUGAUGUGAACAAUGCACUUCUGCAAACUGCUGAUGUCCUCAAACCAAAUAUCAUGGCUCCAGGAUCCUCUAUUUGGGCUGCAUGGAGCCCAAAUAGUGAGGGAGAUCCUAAUAUCAAAGGGAAAAACUUUGCACUUGUCUCCGGUACUAGCAUGGCAACUCCUCACAUAGCUGGCAUUGCAGCUUUGAUAAAGCAAAAGCACCCAAAGUGGAGUCCUGCAGCUAUUGCUUCGGCAAUGAUGACAACUGCUGAUACAACUGAUCAUGCUGGCUCUAACAUUUUGGCACAAUCAACUAACCAGCUAACUCCUGCUACCCCAUUUGAUAUGGGGGCUGGAUCAAUUAAUCCAGCUCGGGCCAUUGACCCAGGACUCAUAUUUGAUGCCCAUUUUGAGCACUAUGUUGAGUUUCUUUGUGCUGUUCCUGGUGUUGAUGAUGAUUCUGUAAGACGAGCUGCAGGAAUUGGGUGCCCAAUACGGAGAGGAGCAUGGUGUUCAGAUUUGAAUACAGCAAGUGUGACGGUUUCAAAUCUAGUUGGAUCAAGAAAAGUGGUUCGAUGUGUAACGAAUGUUAGUAGAAGGAAUGAAGAAUACAGAGUGACUGUCAGGGAACCGAUUGGUGUAAAUGUUACUGUCACGCCAAAAGUUUUCUGGAUAAGAGGUAAUGCCUCAAGGCAUCUUAGGAUUAUGUUAAAGGCAACCAGGGUAACAAGAACUCACAGAUUUGGAGAGAUAGUAUUGCACGGAAGUAGAAAUCAUAUUGUUAGAGUUCCUGUAGCUGUUUAUGUCAGCACCACUUUGAAGUGUUGAGUGCCUAGUGUUUACAAGCAUCUCAAAUAUCUCAGACAUUUUCGUGAAUCAAAGUUUCUCAUGCUAUAGAUCUCUUUUUCUCUCAA
Messenger RNA from Hevea brasiliensis (rubber tree), 2888 nucleotides. RefSeq names its product subtilisin-like protease SBT2.6. The transcript is spliced from 9 exons. Gene Ontology annotation, biological process: proteolysis. Bases 379 to 2802 code for a protein of 807 amino acids. Gene Ontology annotation, molecular function: serine-type endopeptidase activity. The record is from RefSeq and is a predicted model, not a curated record. Lineage: Eukaryota; Viridiplantae; Streptophyta; Magnoliopsida; Malpighiales; Euphorbiaceae.